Rhinopithecus roxellana (golden snub-nosed monkey) is the source of this 883-nucleotide messenger RNA. It is a transcript of the gene SPC25, whose product is annotated as SPC25 component of NDC80 kinetochore complex. The coding region runs from base 143 to 817 and encodes 224 amino acids. The record is from RefSeq and is a predicted model, not a curated record. The transcript has 8 exons. NCBI's taxonomy places the organism in Eukaryota, Metazoa, Chordata, Mammalia, Primates, Cercopithecidae. Gene Ontology annotation, cellular component: Ndc80 complex. Gene Ontology annotation, biological process: chromosome segregation.
AAGUGCACUAGGUUUGAAAUUGGAAAGUUGGCGGGGCUGUGGGAGCUGCGUCUGGAGCUCGGCUGUUGGCUAGAGUGGGCACUUAUCUGGUGUGGGGAAGGCGGCGGGACUCAGGCCUGCCUGCGAAGCAUUGUCCUACAUAAUGGUAGAGGAUGAACUGGCACUGUUCGAUAAAAACAUAAAUGAAUUUUGGAAUAAAUUCAAAAGUACGGACACCUCCUGUCAGAUGGCGGGACUAAGAGAUACCUACAAGGACUCCAUCAAAGCAUUUGCAGAAAAGCUGUCUGUGAAAUUAAAGGAAGAAGAACGAAUGGUUGAGAUGUUUCUGGAAUAUCAAAAUCAGAUCAGCAGGCAAAAUAAGCUCAUUCAAGAAAAAAAGGAUAACUUGUUAAAAUUGAUUGCUGAAGUAAAAGGCAAAAAGCAGGAAUUGGAAGUACUGACUGCAAAUAUCCAGGAUCUUAAGGAAGAAUAUUCUAAGAAGAAGGAAACUAUUUCUGCUGCUAAUAAAGCAAAUGCAGAGAGGUUGAAAAGGCUGCAGAAAUCUGCAGACUUGUAUAAAGAUCGACUUGGACUAGAAAUUCGAAAAAUUUAUGGUGAGAAAUUGCAGUUUAUAUUCACUAAUAUUGACCCUAAGAAUCCUGAGAGCCCAUUUAUGUUUUCUCUGCAUCUAAAUGAAGCAAGGGACUAUGAAGUGUCAGAUAGUGCCCCUCAUCUUGAGGGCCUAGCAGAAUUUCAAGAGAAUGUAAGGAAGACCAACAAUUUUUCAGCUUUUCUUGCCAAUGUUCGGAAAGCUUUUACUGCCACGGUUUAUAAUUAAGCAACUAGGCAAGCUGGAAGCAGCAACUGAGAACAAGGUCUAGCAAAUGGAAAAACUUCAAGGGAG